Messenger RNA from Danio aesculapii, 3768 nucleotides. RefSeq names its product staphylococcal nuclease and tudor domain containing 1 (gene snd1). The record is from RefSeq and is a predicted model, not a curated record. The transcript has 24 exons. Gene Ontology annotation, biological process: mRNA catabolic process; regulatory ncRNA-mediated gene silencing. Gene Ontology annotation, cellular component: nucleus; cytosol; RISC complex. NCBI's taxonomy places the organism in Eukaryota, Metazoa, Chordata, Actinopteri, Cypriniformes, Danionidae. Gene Ontology annotation, molecular function: nuclease activity; RNA binding.
AUUCACGCGCUGUGCUUCCGGUUAAGCAAAGCGUGAUCAGUCGUGCUCAGUCUCUCUUCCCUUCCUCGGCUCUCAAUAGAGGCGUCUCGUAGGACUCUCCCGGCUCCUUUACCUCUCUCUCUCUCUUUUCCCUCCCUAACGGAAUACUCAUCCAUCCCGGCGGCCAUGGCAUCUGCGGUACCGGCACAAGUUCAGUCCAGCCAAGCGUCAGCCCCCCAGCUGCAGAGGGGAAUAGUGAAGAUGGUCUUAUCUGGUUGUGCUGUCAUUGUUCGAGGUCAGCCACGAGGUGGACCUCCUCCAGAACGACAGAUCAACCUGAGUAACAUCAGAGCCGGAGCUCUUGCCCGUCGUGCAAUUCAGGGUCAGCCAGACACCAAGGACACACCAGAUGAGCCAUGGGCUUUCCAGGCACGAGAGUUUAUGCGCAAGAAGGUAAUCGGCAAAGAAGUCUGCUUCACUGUGGAGAAUAAAACUCCUCAAGGCAGAGAAUACGGCAUGGUGUACCUGGGAAAAGACACAUCAGGAGAAAAUAUCGCAGAAUCCCUGGUGGCUGAGGGUCUUGCUAUGGUUCGCAGAGAAGGCAUCAGAGGAAACAAUCCUGAGCAGGUCAGACUGUGUGAUUUGGAGGAUCAAGCCAAGUCUUCUAAAAAGGGCCUGUGGUCUGAGGGUGGAGGCUCGCACACCAUUCGAGAUCUCAAGUACACCAUCGAGAACCCUCGCAACUUCGUGGACUCCCUGCAUCAGAAACCAGUCAACGCUAUUAUCGAGCAUGUGCGCGAUGGCUGCAUGGUUCGAGCACUACUUCUGCCUGACUACUAUCUCGUGACAGUCAUGCUGUCUGGAAUCAAGAGCCCUACGUUUAAGCGGGAGGCAGAUGGCAGCGAGACCCCUGAGCCCUUCGCAGCAGAGGCAAAGUUCUUCACCGAGUCUCGACUUCUUCAGAGAGAUGUGCAGAUCAUUUUGGAGUCCUGUCCAAACCAGGUCAUUCUGGGUACCAUCAUGCAUCCGAACGGAAACAUCACGGAGCUGCUGCUGAAGGAAGGCUUUGCUCGUUGUGUUGACUGGUCCAUGGCUGUUUACACACAGGGUGCAGAGAAGCUCAGAGCAGCAGAGCGGUCAAUCAGCGAAAGAGCGUAAGUGAGAAUUUGGAAGGACUAUGUUGCUCCCACAGCCAAUCUGGACCAGAAGGACAGACAGUUUGUUGCAAAGGUGAUGCAGGUCGUGAACGCAGAUGCCAUCGUGGUGAAGCUGAACUCUGGGGAAUAUAAGACCAUCCACCUGUCCAGCAUCAGACCCCCGAGGCUCGAAGGCGAGGAGAAGAACAAGGACAAAGACAAGCGUUUCCGUCCACUCUAUGACAUUCCUUACAUGUUUGAGGCACGCGAAUUCUUGAGAAAGAAGCUCAUUGGCAAGAAGGUUAAUGUCACAGUUGAUUACAUCAGAGCUGCCACCAAUGCUAUGGAAAUGGGCGUCCCGGCUUUCCCAGAGCGCACCUGUGCUACCGUCACCAUUGGAGGAAUAAACAUCGCCGAGGCGCUGGUCAGCAAAGGCCUUGCCACAGUGAUCAGAUACCGCCAGGAUGACGAUCAAAGAUCUUCUCAUUACGAUGAGCUCCUGGCAGCAGAGGCGAGGGCGAUCAAGAAUGGCAAAGGGCUUCACAGCAAGAAAGAGGUGCCCAUUCAUAGAGUGGCGGACAUUUCAGGGGAGACACAGAAGGCGAAACAGUUUUUCCCAUUCCUGCAGAGAGCGGGCCGCUCAGAGGCUGUGGUGGAGUACGUGUUCAGUGGCUCCAGACUCAAGCUCUACAUGCCCAAAGAGACGUGUCUCAUCACCUUCUUGCUCGCUGGAAUCGAGUGUCCCCGAGGGUCUCGCAACAUGCCAGGUGGAAUGCAGGUGGCAGAGCCAUACAGUGAAGAAGCCAUGCUGUUCACCAAAGAACUGGUUCUUCAGAGAGAGGUGGAAGUGGAAGUGGAAAGCAUGGAUAAAGCAGGGAACUUCAUUGGCUGGCUUCACAUUGAGGGCUUGAAUCUGUCUGUGGCUCUGGUGGAAAAUGCCCUAUCUAAGGUUCACUUCACUGCAGAAAGAAGCUCCUACUACAAGACUCUGGUGUCUGCAGAGGAAACCGCAAGACAAAGAAAAGAGAAGCUUUGGGCCAAUUAUGAAGAGAAGCCAAAAGAAGAGGUGGCUCAGGUCACAGAGGCGAAAGAACGUGUGGCGAAAUACAGAUCUGUCUACGUCACCGAGAUCACAGACGGACUGCACUUCUAUGCGCAGGAUGUGGAAACCGGUACUAAGCUGGAGAACCUGAUGGAGAGCAUGCGAGGAGAAAUUGCAGCCCAGCCUCCAGUGGAAGGAUCCUUUGCACCGCGCAGAGGGGAGUUCUGCAUCGCAAAGUUUGCUGACGGAGAAUGGUACAGAGCUCGUGUUGAGAAAGUGGAAUCUCCAGCAAAGGUUCACGUGUUCUACAUCGACUAUGGAAACAGAGAGGUUUUAUCCUCCACGCGUCUCGCAGCUCUUCCUCCAGCCUUCAGCACGCGUACGCUUCCUCCACAGGCUACAGAGUACGCGUUUGCCUACAUUCAGGUCCCGCAGGAUGAAGACGCUCGGGCCGACGCCGUGGACAGUGUGGUGAGGGACAUCCAUAACACACAGUGUCUGCUGAAUGUGGAGUACAGCGGAAGCGUCUGUCCGCAGGUCACGCUCCAGUUCGCAGACACUAAAGAAGAUGUGGGUCUGGGUCUGGUCAAAGAAGGCAUGGUCAUGGUGGAUGUCCGGAAAGAAAAGUACCUCCAGAAAAUGGUGACCGAAUACCUGAAUGCCCAGGAAUCUGCCAAGAGCGCCAGGCUCAACAUUUGGCGUUAUGGAGAUUUCCGUGACGAUGAUGCGGACGAGUUCGGUUACCGACGCUAAGUUGUUGCUCCAAAGACCUUGUGGAAGACCAGAUGCAUUUGCAGAGAACACAAAACACAAAAAAUCAUGAAAAAACAAACUCAACAAAACAUCAGUAUGCUUUUAUUUGUUUUUGUUUUUUUCUAAUGUUGAACAUUUGCCUCUCUCCGUUGUUUUUUUUUUAUAUAUAUAUAUACUCUGUGCAUAUCCUCUCUUCUGCCCAAGGACUUUGUUUCAUUUUCUAAUUAUUUUUAAAGCAAGUAGGCCACAGAUUAAUCUACCUGUCGCUGCUUCUAAUAGGACCAACGUAUUUACCUUAAUUUUACGUUUUGACAUGAUAGCCAAUCACGUUUUUUCUUUUUUUCAUCAUGUAAAUUUUUAGCCAAUCACCAGCUGUCAAACCCCGUCUUAGCAAACCUGAUCAGCUCAAUCAGAUGUCUAUAUUUUGGGGCAAGACUUUUAAAGAAAUGAGAGGAAUGAUGCACAGAACAACCAUGAGCUUACCGAGAAAACGCCUCCUUAAUCAUGAGAUUCUAUAUUUCAAUACGUAUAUAUAUAUAUGGAUAUUUUGAAGUUAGAUCAAAACUAACCAAGUGAACUUACUUGAGCGUAUUUCCGUCUCUCUCUCUCUGAUGUGAUCUGAGUGUUCAGUGACAUUUCUGGGCAUUUGUGUAGGACGUGUGUUUUCUCUUUUCAUGUGACAAAAGAAGCACCUUUUCCAGGCGUCUCUGGGCUUCCUGUGAGGUUUACUCUACGCUCAGCGUUUCUUCUUCUCCCGCUCUUGCCCGCCAUACAGAAACAGUGUUUGAAUUUGUUUCCUCCUGAGGUAGACCCUGUCAUUGUAUUUAAAGCUGAUAAAUAAAAAAAAUGAGCAAAGUG